This is a messenger RNA of Osmerus eperlanus (European smelt), 882 nucleotides long. Its product is annotated as trace amine-associated receptor 1-like. Gene Ontology annotation, cellular component: membrane. Gene Ontology annotation, molecular function: trace-amine receptor activity. Bases 1 to 882 code for a protein of 293 amino acids. The record is from RefSeq and is a predicted model, not a curated record. NCBI's taxonomy places the organism in Eukaryota, Metazoa, Chordata, Actinopteri, Osmeriformes, Osmeridae. Gene Ontology annotation, biological process: G protein-coupled receptor signaling pathway. The transcript has 4 exons.
AUGGUGACAGCAGACAAAGGCAUCAGAGGGAUCCUCUACCUCCUUGUCAGCUCCAUAGUUGUGCUCACCGUGGCUGGAAACAUGCUGGUUAUCGUCUCCAUCCUCCACUUUAAACAGCUCCACACCCCAACAAACUUCCUCAUCCUGUCCCUGGCUGUAGCUGACCUGCUGUUAGGGGUUCUAGUCCUCCCUUUCAGCAUGGUGUACAUCAUAGAGAACUGCUGGUACCUGGGGCACCUCUUCUACCGCUACUACGCAGUGUGUCAUCCUCUACGCUACACGAGGACCAUCACUGUUCAGACAGCUCUAAUUAUGAUAUUGGUUAUCUGGGGAGUGUCUGUUUUUGUGGGUUUUGGGAUAAUCUUCCUGCAUCUAAACAUCCUGGGUGAAGAGGAGUUCUACUAUGAGCAUAUGGUCUGUGAGGGGGGCUGUGUGUUAUACCAGACAGCCACCUCUAGCUCCGUCUCCUCCUCUCUCUCCUUCUACCUCCCUGCACUCAUCAUGCUCUGCAUCUACCUCAAGAUCUUCCUGGUGGCCCAGAGACAGGCUCGCAGCAUCCAGAGCACCACCUUCCAGAACCAGAACUCUGGAGCUGUGGCCAGCAAGUCAGAGAGAAAGGCCUUCAGAACCCUGGCUAUCGUUAUGGGAGUCUUCCUGUGUUGCUGGACUCCUUUUUUUCUUUGCAAUGUCUUCAGUCCUCUUCUUGGAGACUCUAGCCCCUCUCUUCUUAUGGGCACGACGAUAAUUGGCUAUUCAAACUCUUCUCUCAAUCCUAUAGUGUAUGCCUUCUUUUACAGUUGGUUCAGGAGAGCAUUUAAGAUGAUUGCUUUCGGUUCGAUAUUUAAGACAGAAUCAUCAAACACUAAAUUGGUCUUGGAGUGA